ACACUAUUACAUCCCCACCGAGAGCUUCCCCUAUAAAAACCCUAAAAACGCCGAAUUUGAGAGUUUUAGGGUUACGCCGCUUCUGUCGUUGAGUCUCAGCUUCGUCAAGCUCCCAAAAUGGUGCAGGGUCGCAAAGGAGAGCGCGUCAGACUCUAUGUGAGGGGCACAAUCCUGGGAUACAAAAGGUCCAAAUCAAACCAGUACCCAAACACUUCUCUGGUCCAAAUUGAGGGAGUGAACACUAAGGAGGAGGUAGCAUGGUAUGCUGGAAAGAGAUUGGCCUAUAUCUACAAGGCCAAGGUGAAGAAGAAUGGAACCCACUACCGCUGCAUAUGGGGCAAGGUUACAAGGCCCCACGGUAACAGUGGUGUUGUUCGCACAAAAUUCAAGUCAAACCUUCCUCCUAGAUCAAUGGGAGCACGGGUAAGAGUUUUCAUGUAUCCAAGCAACAUAUGAGAUGCUGAUGAUAAGAUGCCCGGUAGAAUUCUCAGUUGAUUUAUAGUCACAAGGAAUUUUGUUUCAUUUCCGAAAAAGUUUAUUGUUGAUUGUGUCCUUAACUUUUGAGAACUCUUUUUAGACGGUUGUAGGACUGAAUGGUAUUCCCUAUUUAUUUGCUUUUGUCUAUGAAGAUUAUAUAUUCAGUACUA
Molecule: messenger RNA, 647 nt
Organism: Lotus japonicus
Lineage: Eukaryota; Viridiplantae; Streptophyta; Magnoliopsida; Fabales; Fabaceae
Product: 60S ribosomal protein L35a-1
Exons: 5
Coding region: 118-456 (112 amino acids)
Biological process (GO): ribosomal large subunit biogenesis; cytoplasmic translation
Cellular component (GO): cytosolic large ribosomal subunit; ribosome
Molecular function (GO): structural constituent of ribosome
Source: RefSeq, a predicted model, not a curated record